This is a messenger RNA of Rotaria sordida, 627 nucleotides long. Lineage: Eukaryota; Metazoa; Rotifera; Eurotatoria; Philodinida; Philodinidae. The record is from the annotation of a GenBank genome assembly.
AUGACUCAUAAAUAUUCUCGAUCUCCACUAUCACUAUCAAGUAUUCGGAGUACUACUACCAUCUCCGAAUCUAUUUCUAUUAUAUCACAAAAAACAUCUUCAGAUGCGCACAAACAGCGACAACAAACAAUUAUAAAUACACCGAUUCAUAAACGUAACAAACCAUCACAAUUUCAUUUCGAUCGAUUGAAACAGAAGAAUAAUAUCCUUGUCAUAGAUCCAUUCAACAAACAAUCUUAUAUAAGACGACGAAAACCAUUUAAAAGAUUUUUCAGACAAGAAGAUAAUGACAGACAACAAUUUAAUAAUGCUGCUUAUUGUGUUGCCUAUUGUACAAUUAUUAUUAUCGGUAAGAAAAUAAAAGGUAUAACAAUGGGUGGUUGGAUUGGUGGUCUUUUCGAAUUAAUUUCUAGUGGUCAUAAUGGUUGUAAUAAUGAACAUCGUGGUCAUUUGAAAUGUCGAGCCAAAUAUACAUCUUUAAAUGUGACUACUCAUUGUAUAAAUAUAUUCUAUAAAAAUUCAAUUCUACAUAAUUAUCCAUUUAUUUGUCUAUGUCGUUUUCUUAAUAAUUCUCAAGGAAAAUAUCGUGAUUGUGAAUUUCUUCAUGCAAACAUACAAUAUAUUUAA